Messenger RNA from Chara braunii, 2739 nucleotides. NCBI's taxonomy places the organism in Eukaryota, Viridiplantae, Streptophyta, Charophyceae, Charales, Characeae. The record is from the annotation of a GenBank genome assembly.
CCAAGCAUACGAUUUUUGGGCCCAGGCUACCUGCCCGUGCGCGCUUGUACACGUGGCGUCGGGUGAGACUCCGCUCUGACCUGUCAGCCAUGACGUGCAGCGUGGGACAUGCGUGCGCUUGCAGCAGUGCCACGGCUGCUGCCCCGCUCGUGGGCGCUCGUCAUCAGGAACCGCGACACGUGUCAACGUCUGGGAGAGGGAGUGGCCAUGACGUGUGCGGUUUCCGUGAUGCCUCGUGGCUCUCACGUGCGCGGUGCUCGGGGCCUCGUGGCCCUCACGUGCAUGGAAACCAGAUACGCUGCCACGUCGGCCACGGCGGUCUUCUGCCGCUUAGCUCGGCGCGAUCGGGACGCAAUGGCCACCGAUCCCCCCGGGGGCUGCUGAGGUCCGAAGGAGGGCGCGGAGAUGGCCAACAGCAGCAGGACACGUGGCGGGUCCGUGCGCACAAUCAUCACAUGGCAAGAGCGCAAGCGGACCACCGCGGCGGCGCCGAGAGCCGCGCUUCUGUUCGCCCGCCUGCGGACGGGGUAUCGGCACCACAGCUGCCGGAAAAAAGUAGUACGUCAGGAUGGGGAUCGGGAUGGCAGAUGGGAUCGGGAGUGGCAAAGGUGGUCGUUGCGACGGUCUUGACGACGAUACUCCAAGCGGGGGCGCCAAUGUCAGGGGAAUCCACGACGGGGGGGGGAGAGGAAUGGUGGUGCCAGGGGUGGUGGGGACCACAGCCAGCGGAAGCGGUGUUGUUCUCCCCCGACACGAAAGUGCCUCGCUCUGCCGACGUGGCAUUACGACGCGCCAUCCCCGCCGUUAAUCACUCCGUCAAGAAGAUGCAGAACGAGCUGGAGGAAAUCUCCUACCUUCUCCGCAUCCCCCAACGCAAGCCGUACGGCUCCAUGGCAAAGAACGUGCGAGAUGUGCUGAAGUUGACAGAAGAGGACAGAAACGCCAUCCUCGAGUCCGUUCCCGCCAACUUGCGGGCAAAAGGGGAAGCACAGUACAACAAACUGGUAAAUCCGGAGUCGGGACUGCCGAGACUGCUGAAGGCGAUUGAUGACAAGGAUCCCGACCGGAUAUCGGUGCUGUUGGCGUCUGCUCUGGAUGACUUGGCACAGCUGAAGCUUCUGCAAGCACCAGGGCUGCCGUUUCUGCUUCCCGCGCAGUAUCAGGACUUACCGAGGCUGACAGGUAGAGCGACGGUAGAGAUGAAGAUUAGGAGAGCUGGGGGGGAAGGGAGGGGGGAGGGUGGAGAUGGGUCGUUUACACUGGCGGCGGGGGGGGGACCACAAAAGACUGCCACGUUGGAGGUGGUUCUGGAUGGAUACUCUGCCCCUCUGACAGCUGGCAAUUUCGCUGACCUAGUUAAGAGAAAGACGUACGACGGAAUUCCACUCAGGGUUACUCCUAAUGCCAUCUUGUCGGACAACGUGAACGAGAAGGAAAAGGCGGGGUCGUUGUCAUCGCAACGACGAUCCACGCCUUUGGAAAUCAUGCCAGCUGGCGAUUUUCAACCCCUCUAUAGAACUACAUUGGACGUCCAGGACGGCGAGCUGCCGGUUCUCCCUUUGUCCGUUUACGGCGCAGUGGCUAUGGCGCAUGACCCCAACUCGGAGACCAACUCCUCGCCGUCCCAAUUCUUCUUCUAUCUGUAUGAUAAACGUCAGUCGGGUCUCGGUGGGCUCUCGUUUGAUGAGGGGAACUUUGCCGUCUUCGGGUAUGUCACCAAAGGGCGGGAAGUUCUUCCCCAGCUGCAGACGGGGGACAUCAUUGAAUCUGCUAAGCUGGUUGCCGGCGCUGACCGUCUUCUCAUCCCCAAGCAAGCAAGUAGCUAACCUGCGCUUGAACCACACACACACACACACACACACACACACACACACACACACAGAGAGAGAGAGAGAGAGAGAGAGAGAGAGAGAGAGAGAGAGAGAGAGAGNAGAGAGAGAGAGAGAGAGAGAGAGAGAGAGAGAGAGAGAGAGAGAGAGAGAGAGAGAGAGAGAGAGAGAGAGAGAGAGAGGAGUGGAAUUGGAAAGGCAUGGCUGCAACAAGACAGUUUCUUGGGGCUUUCGUCGGCUCAAAGGGGCUGAGAACCUCAAUAGUAUAUCUAUGUAAGAUUCCGCUUGAUCCGUACCUGUUCUGUUUGUUGUUGUGUGCCGCGUGACCCUUAAACACAACCCCAGACAAACACAGUGUCUAUGACAGACUGUUCCGUCGAACUGUCACCGGCGCAUCAGCGGCGGGUUUAAAUCUCGACAAUCUGCCCAGGAUGCAUUUGACUCAAGGGUAAGGACUCUUCACCAUCUUGCCCAAAGUGUGCGUGUGUUGUUAUAUUUUCGCUAUACACUGAAAAAAAGCAUCACUGUGCUGAACAGACUGUUUCGUCGGACUUUCACCGACUCAUCAGGAGGAGGUUAUGUGCGCAGGGGCGGGGAAGGGGAGGAGGGCAUUGCUGUUGCGGGGGAGGAGGGGGGUAUUGGUGUUUGGGGGGGAGGGGGAUGUUGGGUGUUCGUGGAGGGGAGGGUUUGGAAGGUACUAACGGUAGCAAGAGAGGAGAAAAGAGUUAGCUUCCCAAGCAGAUGGGGACUGCUUCAGAAGGUCGGGAGUUGAGGGCCUGCCCCUGGGUGAUUGGAUGGAGGGAACCCGGGCAUUCGGCUGAUUACAUUCUUUUUUUUUUUUUUUUUUUUUUUGGCUGAUUACAUUCUUACUUGAGGGGCUAGAGGGAAUGUAUGCGACCGCAUUUACGAU